Messenger RNA from Ziziphus jujuba (common jujube), 1427 nucleotides. Its product is annotated as salicylic acid-binding protein 2-like. The record is from RefSeq and is a predicted model, not a curated record. Gene Ontology annotation, molecular function: methyl jasmonate esterase activity; methyl indole-3-acetate esterase activity; methyl salicylate esterase activity. The coding region runs from base 346 to 1137 and encodes 263 amino acids. Gene Ontology annotation, biological process: jasmonic acid metabolic process; salicylic acid metabolic process. NCBI's taxonomy places the organism in Eukaryota, Viridiplantae, Streptophyta, Magnoliopsida, Rosales, Rhamnaceae. The transcript is spliced from 3 exons.
UUUUGUCGCUGUUUUCAGCGCUUCAAGCCAGCUAUGCUCAAAAUAUUUUGCUGGGAAUUAUAUAGAAAGGUAAUAUUCACAAACUUUUCUAACAGAGACUGUUACUUUUUAACCUUACGAAUCAUCCACAACCAUCACCAGUUCCACCACCAUCACCAGUUCCACCACCACCACCACCACUUCCAUUUUUUCUCUUUUUUUCAAACUUAAACUCGCUUAUAUAAAUACAUACCACAAAAACAAAAACCAAGGAUCACAAACCAGUGAUUCACCACAAAAAAACAAAAAAAAGAAAAACACCCUCAAACCAGAGGUAGUAGUACUAGUAAAAGGGGGCCAAAAAAAAUGGCACAAGCCAUGGAACAAAAGCAUUUCGUUCUUGUCCAUGGAGCUUGCCAUGGGGCUUGGAGUUGGUACAAAAUCAAACCGCUUUUGGAAUCAUCCGGCCACCGUGUCACGGCCCUGGAUCUUGCGGCUUCCGGUAUCAAUGCCAAAUCAAUCAAAGAUGUCCAUUCCAUGGCAGAGUACUCUGAGCCUCUGUUGGAGUUAUUAGCAUCGCUUCCUCAGAAUGAGAAAGUGAUUCUUGUUGGUCAUAGCCUCGGAGGCUUGAACUUGGCCCUUGCCAUGGAAAAGUACCCGGAAAAGAUCUCCGUCGCUGUUUUCAUGACGGCUUUUAUGCCUGAUACUAUUCACCAGCCGUCAUAUGUUCUUGAACAGUACAUUGAGAGGAACCCAUCAAAUGGUUGGAUGGACACUGAAUUCGCCUCCUAUGGGACUCCUGAGAGACCAUUAACGUCGAUGUUUUUUGGUCCCGAUUUCUUAUCAAAAAGACUCUAUCAACUCUCUCCCAUUGAGGAUCUUGAGCUGGCUAAGACUUUGUUAAGGCCCGGAUCGCUUUUUGUGGAAGAUCUAUCUAAUGCUAACAAGUUUACCGACGAAGGAUUCGGGUCGGUCACACGUGUUUACGUUGUUUGCGAUGAAGACAAAGCAAUACCAGUUGAAUUUCAGCGUUGGAUGAUCGAAAAUGGAGGUUUGAAAAACGUGGUGGAGAUCCGUGGUGCAGAUCAUAUGCCAAUGCUUUGCAAGCCAGAGGAACUUCGCGAUUCUUUCAUCAACAUCGCAUACAAAUAUGCCUAAACAUGUUCAAGUCAAGUCGAUAUCUUUGUGCUGCAAAUAGGGAGUAAAUUAUGCGAGACAAAAAAAAUAAAUAAAUAAAGCUCCCCUAUAUAAGUUUGUUUCAUUUCAUUUUUACUUAAUGUAAUCAAAGACUCUAGGAUGUGUUUGAGUCAAGUCGGUAUCUUUGUGCUGCAAAUAGGGAGUAAAUUAUGCGUGACAAAAAAAAUAAAUAAAUAAAGCUCCCCUAUAUAAAUUUGUUUCAUUUCAUUUUUACUUAAUGUAAUCAAAGACUCUAGGAUGUGUUUGUUUUA